CUGGAUUCGGAGCCGGUAAGCCAUCCGAGCUCGUCGCCUAUCUGCUGGGCUUGCGCGGCGCUCUUGCAGGAUCUGAUGAGCUUCUCCACGUCCAUCCUUCUAGAUGUGGAGCAAACGUGUACGCUUGACAUUUUUUAAGUUGAAUCAGUCUCCGUUCAAGCUCCGGCUAUGGCGGCAUCUGCUAGUCAGCUGGCCCUGUUCGCGUUGCAUGCCAGGGAUCAAGGUUUUGGCGCCCGGAGGGAGUGCCCAAUUCCGAGGAUUCUAGAUAAGAGCCGGGCAUCAGCAUCAGUAGUGAGUGUGAGACACGACCUAGUCUUUUCGACAAGGAGGAGCUCCGGAUCCUGCGCAGGUUUUGGGCUGCUGCAAAACAUGGGAUCCGUGGCACCACUUCCGCAGCAGCAUCAACUGGGCUACGAUCUGCUCAUGUCCGCCGUCACACUGUCCGGAGCUCUGGGAUCGCUCAGGUUCUUUGACGAGCUCGCCAAGAGGGACGUGUUCGACAAGAAACUAAGCAGGAAGCUGGUGCACAUAUGCGUGGGGCUCAUCUUCAUGCUCUUUUGGCCGCUCUUCAGCGAUGCUCCUCGGGCGCGAUACCUGGCGGCCAUCGCCCCGCUCACCAACGCUUUGAGAAUGGUGGCAUUUGGAACUGGGCUGUUGGAGAACAAGGCAUUUGUGAAGGCGGUUAGCCGUGAUGGCCACCCCAGGGAACUGCUCAAAGGGCCGCUGUACUACGCCAUCACAAUCUCCAUUGCAACGCUCUUUUUCUGGAGGAAUUCACCAUGUGGUGUGGUUACGAUCGCCAACUUGUGUGCUGGAGAUGGCUUCGCUGAUAUCUUUGGACGAAAGUACGGUCGCUGGAAACUCCCCUACAAUCCCAACAAAUCGCUCCAAGGAAGCGUUGCGAUGUUUGUCAUGAGCGCCGCAUUCUCCAUGCUCUAUACGUUCCUCUUCUCGCAAUUGGGCUACUUUGACAUGGGCGUGAGGACAAUCAUCGGGAUUGUGGCCGUGUCGCUGGCAACCACGGUCGUGGAAUCGCUGCCCAUAAGCAGCGCUCUUGACGACAAUCUAACGGUGCCCGCCACCGCCAUGGCCGUGGGCCUCUUGACCCUGUAAAAUCCACUUGUUUUUUUUCUUCUUGAGCCAA
Selaginella moellendorffii is the source of this 1144-nucleotide messenger RNA. Its product is annotated as probable phytol kinase 2, chloroplastic. Bases 169 to 1113 code for a protein of 314 amino acids. The record is from RefSeq and is a predicted model, not a curated record. The transcript is spliced from 6 exons. Gene Ontology annotation, molecular function: kinase activity. Lineage: Eukaryota; Viridiplantae; Streptophyta; Lycopodiopsida; Selaginellales; Selaginellaceae.